AUGUAUGUUAUUGGAAAUGAAAGUCAAAAAAAUCGACAAGCAUCACUCGAGGAACAAGUUCCUGACUUAGAAACAACAGAAAAAAAUAUUCAAUUAGCUGAACGCUUAGAAGAAGAUGUUCGUUAUUUUGGUAAUCCAAUUAAAAAUGAUGAUUAUACAGUGGCAAAGCUUCACAAUCCUCAACCGAAACGACAAAAACAACCACAAAAUAAAUCAUUCGUAAAAAAUGAAUAUAAACCAUGUCAAACAUGUGAUUCAAUUAAACAUCGUCGAUCAAAAUGCAGAUAUCUUGAGUUUACUUGUAACUUUUGCAAAAAAACCGGUCAUUUAGAAUAA
This is a messenger RNA of Rotaria sp. Silwood2, 336 nucleotides long. The record is from the annotation of a GenBank genome assembly. NCBI's taxonomy places the organism in Eukaryota, Metazoa, Rotifera, Eurotatoria, Philodinida, Philodinidae.